AUGUAUUAUUGGAUCGGUUAUGAAGUUACUUCUGCCAUCUAUGCAUCUAUAAUAUGGACAUGUCUUUUGAUUACUGGAACUAGAUUUUACCGUGAAACUAGUUUGAAGGAGCCUUUGUUGAUAUUUAGUAUUCUUUCAUUAAUAGCUUUAAACGCUAUAUAUUGGGUAACCGUUAUUCUCAACUUGAAGCAAAUGAAAGAUCAACCGGAUUUGGUCAUUUUAAUAUUUCAAGCUAUAUUAUGGAUGAUAUGUGGAAUGUGUUCUUUUAUUUAUACUUUUACACCAAUUUUAACCGUUCAUUUUAAUCACAUUGGUUUAAAGGCAAGGUUUGAUGUUGAAAUUAAUGGUGACAUAAAUUCUCCUAAAGAUGAAAAUGAUAAUGUCACUGAAAAUUCUUUUGACACCAUUCCUUCUAUCCAAAAUUUAAAUGAUUCAACUGGACAAAAAUAUUCUAUUAGUUCUCGGAAUGCCGCAGUAGGAUCCUGGUAUAUGAUCACUAUAGGUUUCUUAACUUUAGGUUAUGCAACUUUUUACAUAAUCGUUUUUAUCACACCUCCAUUUGUACCUUAUCAUCCGAUCACAAAUUCAGUGGAUUUUAUGCUUAGAACUGUUUAUUUGGGAGUUUACGGCAUACCCCCAACAAAAUGUUUACUACAUUGGGUAGCUAGAAAUGUGUUAGGAAUGAAAGGAAAUUUAACUUCAAUCAAAACGUCUGGAUCACAUUCUGAUAAUAAUAAUAAUACCAUGGCAUAA
Molecule: messenger RNA, 753 nt
Organism: Dentiscutata heterogama
Lineage: Eukaryota; Fungi; Glomeromycota; Glomeromycetes; Diversisporales; Gigasporaceae
Source: the annotation of a GenBank genome assembly